Molecule: messenger RNA, 931 nt
Organism: Salvia hispanica
Lineage: Eukaryota; Viridiplantae; Streptophyta; Magnoliopsida; Lamiales; Lamiaceae
Source: RefSeq, a predicted model, not a curated record
AAUCAUCCCUUUUCAAAUAAAUCCUCUCAACAAUUUCAAUCUCAAAUUCUCAUUAACAAUCACACCAACACAAUGGGCUGCGUUUCCUCGAAUCUCCUCACCCACGACGACGAAUUCCCCAAAAUCGGCGGCUUCAGCCACCACUUCGUCUCCCUCACCUCCACCACCUACGGCCUCCUCAACACCCUCGAUCCUCCCCCCGCCGACCCCCUCCCGCCGGAGACCAUCGACGCCUGGGACCUCAUGUCCGACCUCGACGAAAACGCCAACCCUAAUGUCCCAAAUCCGCCCCUAAAUCUCAACAAUUUCCUCGAAAAAUUCGAAAAAAUCUGCCCGCCGAGGGGGGAGAAGCGCGUGGUGCUCUACACCACCAGCCUGCGCGGCGUGAGGAAGACGUUCGAGGACUGCGAGGCGGUGAGGUCCGCGAUCAGGGGGCUGGGGAUCCCGGUGUGCGAGAGGGACAUCUCGAUGCACAGGGGUUUCAGGGAUGAGCUGAGGGAGCUGGUGAAGGGGAAGGCCGCGGAUCACUGCAUUCCUCCGCGGCUGUUUGUGGAGGGGAGGUACGUCGGUGGCGCGGAGGAGGUGAUUGGGAUUGUGGAUGAGGGGUCCAUAGCUGCUCUGGUGCAGGGGCUUCCGAAAUUGGGAGGCGCGUGCGUGUGUGAGGGGUGCGGCGGCGCUGGAUUCUUCCCGUGCUCGGCUUGCCAUGGGAGCUGUAAGAUGGUGAAGGAAGGGUGUGGGAUUGGGGUGAGGAGUGUGGUGGUUAAAUGUGGUGAUUGUAAUGAGAAUGGAUUGGUGCUCUGCCCUGUUUGUUCUUGAAUCUUCAUCAUCUUCUCUCUUGUUUUGAUUAAUGUAUACUACUAUUAUUACUAGUUCAAUAUAUACAGCUGCUUCUGCAAAUUAAGCAUCGGAUUUCUUGGUUCGUGGUAGACAU